Messenger RNA from Aspergillus mulundensis, 6462 nucleotides. Its product is annotated as putative ubiquitin-protein ligase E3 component (UBR1). The record is from RefSeq and is a predicted model, not a curated record. The transcript has 2 exons. Gene Ontology annotation, cellular component: ubiquitin ligase complex; cytoplasm. Gene Ontology annotation, molecular function: zinc ion binding; ubiquitin protein ligase activity. Gene Ontology annotation, biological process: protein ubiquitination; ubiquitin-dependent protein catabolic process via the N-end rule pathway. The coding region runs from base 1 to 6462 and encodes 2153 amino acids. NCBI's taxonomy places the organism in Eukaryota, Fungi, Ascomycota, Eurotiomycetes, Eurotiales, Aspergillaceae.
AUGCUUACAGAAUGUGAGAAGAUCCUUGGUCAUGGCCUUCAACGACUUCCGGCGGAGCACAGCUACCGCUACGGCCCCGCGGCGGAGAAAGCCCUGCUAGAGCUCCUCUUCCGCUCCAUGGCCGGCCACAACGGCGAACGACUCCGACACCUAUUCCCAAAUGGACCACAGGCUGGACCGUGGAAGUUGACGGAGGCGCAAGGCGCGGUUGAGGGCGCAGAAUACACAGAAGCCGCGCGGGGUAAACGCUGCGGACAUAUUCUUCGGGCUGGAGAGGCAACAUACCGGUGCAACACUUGCGGGAUAGACGAAACAUGUGUUCUUUGCAGCAGAUGCUUUGACGCCUCCGACCACACCGACCACCAGUACCAGAUUUAUGUGUCGCCGGGGAAUAGCGGCUGCUGCGAUUGCGGAGACGAAGAGGCUUGGCGGAUCCCUGUGCACUGUGCGAUUCAUACGGACAAUGGGGAAAGCAAGGGGAAAGAGAGUGCGCAUGCCCGUGUUCCGGAUGAUUGGGUGGUCCUUAUCAGGAUGACUAUUGCCCGCGCGCUUGACUACUUCGCCGACGUGAUAUCGUGCUCUCCCGAACAACUUCGUUUGCCCAAGACAGAGGAAGGGAUCAGGCAGGAUGAAGUGGCGUCUCGUCUUCAUCCAGGGUGGUAUGGUCAAGGGGAUGAGCCGGAAGAGGAACCGGAAUUCGCAGUGACGCUUUGGAAUGAUGAGAAGCACACGAUGCAAGACGUCGCCAAUCAAGUGAGCCGAGCAUGUCGGGAAAAGGACAGCUACGGCAAGCAGAAAGCUCAAGAUGUUCACAAUAUGGGUAGAAGCAUCGUGAAAUACGGGAAAGACCUAAAAAGAUUGUUAGAAGUGUCAAAGAUCAUUGAACAAAUCAAAGUCACCACCACAAUAAGAUCUUCCCGUGACACGUUCCGCGAGCAGAUGUGCGGGACCAUCGUUGAGUGGCUGGCAGAUAUCGCUGGGUGUAGUAUUCUCGAUGAUAGCCAAAUACUACGCCAGGUGAUCUGCGAGGAGCUCCUAGGACCCUGGAAACGCGGCAGUGGUGCUUUCAACGCUGCUAUUGGCCGACAAGGCAUUGACGACCACUCGAAGGAACCAGAUCUCUUCGAGAGUUUUCGUGCUCUUGGUACCGUUAUUCUACGCGCGACGCCUCAGGGUAAUAUAGUUGCUCCGGACGAAGAUGAUGAAGACGAAAUGGAGAACGACAAUGAUGAGGCAAAUGAAGGCGCCGGUGAAAUGGAUGAGGAAUUUGUUGAAGCUCAAGAUGCUGCUGAUGACGGGGAUGACGAGAUGGAACUCGAACUUACUCGGCUGCGAGAAGACAUUGUGGAUGAUGAUGUUGAUAUGGUGAUGGGCGGUACAGAGGAUGUUUUGCAAAUGGCCCAAACUAUUUUUGGCUUCAAUUCUCCAUUUGCCGGACAACAAGCUGAACAGCAGGAGGAGCAGCAACAUCAAGAGCCAGUCGAGACGGACAAUCCUUCCAUACAAGCCCCCUCGUUCGGCGGGCAAUCCGGCGAAAAUCGUGACAUCCAAGGCAACAACCCUCAUAUGCCAAUUCCUAAAACACCUCGUGCCGUGCGAAACCUCCCUUCAACAACGACACCAGGCUACUGGCAAGUUCGCCCGUCCGCUUCGGUGACUGGCGAAAAUGUGCCUCUUUAUGAGGACCUGUGGCAGCGCACGCGGCUUGAUUGGAUGAUUUUAUUCGAUCUGAGGUUAUGGAAAAAGGCGCGUACUGACCUUCGUGAUCUGUAUCUCAGCACCGUGGUGAACGUGCCGCAGUUCAAGAGGGUCAUGGGUCUACGUUUAUCAACCUUGUAUAGCGCGCUUGCGCAGCUAUAUCUAAUCGCCGAUAGAGAACCAGACCAUUCAAUCCUCAAUGUGAGUGUGCAGAUCCUUACCACCCCGUCAAUUACCGAAGAGAUCGUGCAGCGCGGCAACUUUUUAAGUAAGGUUAUUGCUAUUUUGUACACCUUCCUCACGACCAGGCAAGUGGGCGAGCCGUACGAAGUCAAUACCAGCGCAACUCUGUCGUUCGAUGCCGGGUCGGUUAACAACCGGCGACUUAUUCAUUUCUUCAACGACCUACGGUACCUAUUGCAGUCAGAGUACGUACAGAAGCGUGUGCGGACUGAGGAGCAAUAUUUGUUGCAAUUCCUCGAUUUGAUCAAGCUUACUCAGGGAAUCUGCCCGAACGUGCGUGCUGUUGGAGAGCAUGUGGAGUACGAGAAUGAUGCCUGGAUUAGUGCCUCUAUUUUGAUGCGAGAGAUCAAUCGACUGUGCGUCGCAUUCCGUGAAGCGUUCAGAAACCCGGAGCUUGAUCGGGGUCAGAAUUUGCUGCGGGCUAUUACGGUGACUGCAAUCUCCACCAUCGUCCACUCUGUUGGUUGUGAACGUAAGAGGUUUGAACAGGCUGAGAUCAAGGAAUACGUCCAUUUCAAAAACCUGCAACCAUUCGAUUUCGAGAACGAUCGCCCGGAGCGGCUACCUCGCCAUCGCGUAGUGGACUUCGUUGUGGAAAAGGGUGCAAUGAGCUUCCAUCAUGCCCUCCACUACACGCUCUCGUGGCUGCUAGAUUGUGCUCGUAACUUGAGCCAAGGACUGCUACGUGACGUUCUCUUCAGCGCCGCCGAGGCGGCCAACGACAAGUACAUCUUUGACAGUGAGCUUUCGCCGGAAGACCUACUACUCGUGAUGUUCGAUUAUCCCCUCAGGGUAUGCGUUUGGCUGGCGCAAAUGAAAGCAAACAUGUGGGUACGCAACGGCCUUAGUCUGCGUCAUCAAAUGUCACAGUACCGUGGGGUCACCUUCCGGGAAAUUGGUUACUAUCGCGAUAUCUUCUUGCUCCAGGCUGCGUUGGUAACGUGCAACCCUAGCAGGGUUCUCGCUUCUAUCGCAGAUAGGUUCGGAGUUGUGGAUUGGAUGUCCAGGAACUAUGCUGCUCGCGCCGGAUACGAAGACGCAAAGGUCCUCGAUGUCGUGGAGGAGUUUGUACUUCUCUUGAUUGUCCUCUUGACUGAUCGACAUUCACUCACGAUUGACGGGGAUGGUGAUGCUGCUGCACGCCAGAACAUGAGCCGUGAGAUCGCGCAUGUCCUAUGCUACAAGCCUCUCUCAUUUUCUGAUCUGUCAACCCGCCUGAGUGAUCAUGUGCGGGACUCUGAUGUGUUCCAGGACGUCCUGGAGGAGAUCGCGAGAUUCCGGCCCCCUGAGGGGUUGAACGACAGUGGUACAUUCGAGCUGAAGCCUGAAUACAUCAGCUUAAUAGACCCGUACAGCGCCCAUUACACCAAGAACCAACGAGACGAGGCCGAAAGUAUCUACAGAGAAUGGAUGGCCAAACAAACAGGAAAGAAGGCCUCCGACAUUGUCUUUGAACCUACACUGCGGCCUCUGGAGUACGGUGCGUUUGCCGACCUGGCUCGCUUUACAAGGACUCCGCUAUUUGCCCAGAUUGUGCACCAGUGUCUAGAUUAUGUGAUGACUUGCAAGGAUCGUACGCCUACAAUACCACCUACGCGUGUCGAAACGUUCCUCCAGGUUGUUCUACAUCUGGUCCUCUCGGCCAUUCUUGAAGACCAUACGGAUGAAGACAAUAUUGACCAACAGUCUGUGGAAUCUUUUGUUCUACAUGCACUGACUAAAAUCAGAGCCACUCAAAUGGGCAAUCUGACCAUCGUUGGCCUUUUGGAGAAGAUCUCAUCAAUGAAUGAGUUUUCUGCAUGUGGUCCAAGGAUCCGGCACAUCCUGAAGCGUCUUUGGCAGAAACGGCCCCACAUGUACACAUCUGCUACGGCUUCACUAAUGUUCCCAUUCGACAGAAUUGACACCAACUCGCCAGCUAUCGACACCGAAGGUGAAAAGGAACUAAAGAAGAAGCAAGCCCUCGAACGGCAAGCCAGGGUGAUGGCUCAGUUCCAGCAACAACAGCAGAACUUCCUGAACAACCAAGGCGGCUUCGACUGGGGGGAUGAGGAUUUCAGUGAUAUGAAUUCAGAGCCUGAGAUCACACCUGAGGCCAAGGUCUGGAAGUACCCCAGCGGCACUUGUAUCCUCUGUCAGGAAGAGACCAACGACUCGAGGCUUUACGGCACAUUUGCCCUUGUUCAGGACAGCAGCAUUCUGAGACAAACAGAUAUUCAAGAUUCAGACUGGAUCCGUGAAGUGCUCAAGACACCGUCAAGUCUGGACAAGUCCGCCGAGGAUAUACGCCCUUUUGGCGUUGCUGGUGAAAAUCACGCCACGGUUCGGCGGCUAGACUCUUCGGGAGGGGAAAUCAUCAGCGAGAAAAUUGGUCUGAGCAAAGGGUUCAACCCGAAGAAUACUGUGCGUGGUCCUGUCACAACAGGGUGCGGGCAUAUCAUGCAUUAUUCAUGUUUCGAGGUCUAUUACUCGGCCACUCAGCGGCGUCAUUCGCAGCAGAUUGCCCGCAACCACCCAGAGCGUCUGAAGCACAAAGAGUUCGUCUGUCCACUGUGCAAGGCGUUGGGUAAUGCUUUCCUCCCUAUUACUUGGAAGGGCAAAGAAGAGUCAUACCCGGGCCCGUUGAACACAAAAGUGUCCUUCGACGAGUUCAUAAACCAUGAAAUCAAGUCUAUUCUCUCACACAAGCACAAAAUGAACUACGCCCUUCUUACGGAGAAUGGCGAGCUACAGCAACAGGCCUAUCAAGGUCUAUUCUCCGACUACCUUCACAAAACACUCGUUCCUCCACUUGCCGGUAAGGUGGAGCAGCUGUCAUCAUCUUCGCUCUCUACAAAUACAGCGGCGCAUAUGUUGCCUCAACCACGAGUACCCAUGCCUGGCUUGUUCACACGAGAGGAGGAUUUUCCGACAUUCAGCUCCCCUCCGCAGGCCCAGCCCUCGAAUGACUCACCCAUAUCUGAGCUUCUCCAGAUCUACGCUCGGCUCAAGCAGACUCUUCGGUUGAACCAUAUUUAUUCGACUUUCAGCCACCCACCAGAGACUCUAAGCAACGAUGAAAUCAUCCACACUGACUCUCUAUUCCAGAGUUUCGGUUUCAGUAUUGCUGCGGUUGAGAUAGCUCAACGUGGCGUUGAGUCUGAGUCCGGCUCCACGCUUCUCGACAAGAUACCCCAGUUAACAUUGACACACCUUCGCGUUCUGGCUGAGACGGCAUUGACCUAUGCAUCAGUCGGGGGUUUGCACGGCAAGAGUGGCAGUUCCAGUCGGUCACUUGAAGAGUUCCGCGAAAUGCAUCGUCAGAAAUUAUGUCAGCUGUUCGUGGGCCAUCCAUUCUUCGACGGAUCAUCGCUUCUCAAUGAUGUCCACCAAAUCGAGCCCCUAUUCGCCAAAGAUACGUUCGUGUUCUUAGCUGAAAGCUCGCUCACCCUUCUUCCCGUUCUUGAUAUUGAUAUCCGCCACCUGCUGCAGAUAUGUUAUGUGGCUGAGAUCGUCAAGGUUGCCACCACUUACAUCGUUUGGCCUUUGGGACUGAAGGAAGAGCUGGCCCAGAAUGGUGAUGCACACUACCUGCUAGAUAUGGAGCUCUCGAAUGAACGGUUCGACGUCACUCGGCAGUUCUUCAACUCUGUCGUCGCGGAGUUGAAAGCCAACUCAGUGGGCCGAGGAAUAGGGUCCUCCCAUCCUACCGAACUAGGCUACGUCAAGGAGGGCGAGGAUUCAGCCACACCCGGAGUCAUCAUUGCCCUAAGACGCCUUAUAUCGAGCUACGCUCUGACCUUCCUGCGAAAGGCGGUCAUUCUGCUUCAUGUGCAGCACGGCGUCGAAUUCCCCAAUGCCGGCUUCGGCGAUGUGGGCGCGUCCGAGCUGGACCGCCUCACAAAGAUCAUGAAUAUGCCGUCUCUCGACGACAUAUUCGCCGCGGUCAAGCCCGCGCGUAAGAGUGGCCAGCCCUUCGACGCCAUGAUUUCCGGCUGGAUCUUCCACUGGAACGCAUCGCGCGCUGGCGUCCGCAUCGUAGACCACAAAUUAUGGCCUAGCCUUUCGCACCCGGCCAUCUUUGAACUCGUCGGCCUUCCCAAAUAUUUUGACAGUUUGAUCGAGCUCGCCAACCGACGCCGAUGCCCGAACUCGAAGAAGGAACUGACCGAUCCCAGCAUCUGCCUCUUCUGCGGAGACAUCUUCUGCUCCCAGGCCGUGUGUUGCCAGGAUAAACACAGUAAACGGGGCGGAUGUAACCAGCAUCUUCUGAAAUGCGGCAAAAACAUCGGCCUCUUCAUCAACAUUCGCAAAUGCGCUGUUCUCUACCUCCACAACCAUAGCGGCUCAUGGCAUUACGCCCCCUACCUCGACCGCCACGGCGAAGUCGACCCGGGUCUUCGCCGUAGCAGGCCGCUCAUGCUGAACCAGAAGCGCUAUGACCGGCUUCUCCGUGACGUCUGGUUAUCGCAUGGAGUGCCAGCGACAAUUAGUCGGAGGAUGGAGGCUGAUGUUAAUAAUGGCGGAUGGGAGACUAUCUGA